Molecule: messenger RNA, 1204 nt
Organism: Raphanus sativus (radish)
Lineage: Eukaryota; Viridiplantae; Streptophyta; Magnoliopsida; Brassicales; Brassicaceae
Product: protein LNK3-like
Exons: 6
Coding region: 174-983 (269 amino acids)
Biological process (GO): regulation of DNA-templated transcription; circadian rhythm
Source: RefSeq, a predicted model, not a curated record
CUUGCUCUCUCUCUUAACCUCCUAGGAAGUUGAAACAUUACAGAACACGAUCAUCUCUCUCUCUCUCUCUCUCUCUCUCUCUCUCUCUUACUUCGAAAGCUUCUCUCUUUCUUCGUGAUCUGAGCUUAUUGAUUGAUCUGCGUCCGAACCAAAAUCUAUAUAAUAGAUCGAUCAUGGAUUGUUACACGGGAAGGAACUUUGAAGAUUUUGUUGUGCCUAAUUAUCAAGAAACGUCAUCAGAGACAUGCUUAGAUGGUAUGUGGGGUGGAUGGAGCAUGAACUCCCCUGAAGCUGCUGAGAAAUGCUUUGACUACGAUCGUUUUAAUAGCCAGAUGGGUAUGAGAACGAGCCAAGAUGAAGAAGAAGAAGAAGAAGAAGAGUCCAAGAGAUCAAAAGCUUUCUACGGCGCUUCUUCGCUUCACGGUUUCGAAGGAAUCGAACAGAUGGAUGAUAUAUUCUUAAGUUCAAUCUUGGAGGAUGUUCCCGGGAGUGAUGGAGAUGUGCAUCGUUCUUCUAGCACCAAUAACAGUGUCGGUUCUUCGUCUAUGUACGGUGGUAGUGAAGUCCCCUUGUUCCAUUCUCAUGCCAUGCCUUUAAAGGAAGAGGCUCCAUUUACAAUCUCGGAUCUGUCUGAAGAGAACAUGUUUGUGGACGAUGAAAUGUCUUCUGAAGAGCUAGUGUUGCAGGAUCUGCAAAGAGCUUCAGAAAAGCUAACUGAUGAGACAAGAAAGUGUUUCAGAGAUACGUUUUACCGGCUUGCGAGAAACUCACAAGAGAAGUUGGAUUCAGACAACACUGCUAACUCAGGAGAGUUCCAUAUGCAAGCGUCCAGAUAUGACUAUGGUGAUAAUACCAGGUUGAUGAGUAGAGAGGAAGAGAUCGAAUCAGAAACAAACUCAAUCGAUAGAGCCGUCGCAAACCUCACUUACAACAAGAUGGAAUCCAACAUAAGCAACUUUCCUCUACCUGAAAGAGUACAGUAGCUUCCUGCCUGGAUCAAAGAUCAACCAUUGUGUGAAGUCUUUUGUAGCUACUGUAUAUGUGUAUAUGUGUGUAUUAUAUAUAGAUGACUCAACGUUGAAAACAUCAGUUUUGAUCUGGUCUCCUUUUAAUUACUUCAGUAAGGUUUUUACUUUAGUAGUGUGUGACAAUGCUUAAUGGCCUUAGACUUAUAAUAUUAAUAAGAUCAAUCAGGUUUCAAUAA